Messenger RNA from Eutrema salsugineum, 2308 nucleotides. Its product is annotated as pentatricopeptide repeat-containing protein At3g13880. Lineage: Eukaryota; Viridiplantae; Streptophyta; Magnoliopsida; Brassicales; Brassicaceae. Gene Ontology annotation, biological process: RNA modification. Bases 1 to 2295 code for a protein of 764 amino acids. Gene Ontology annotation, molecular function: protein binding; RNA binding. The record is from RefSeq and is a predicted model, not a curated record. The transcript is spliced from 2 exons.
AUGCACACAAUCCAGUUUCGUUAUGUGAUAUGGGAGAACAUGUUGCAGUUCCGAGCAAAGACUCCGUUCAACAACAGUGCUCGAGAUUCUCUCUUCCUACUAUUCACCAAACGAUUUGGAUUGGGUUACAGGUUUUUGUCCUCGUUAUGCCAGCCAAAGAACACGGCUUUAGACUCCGAAGCUUACACGAAGCUUGUCCAGAAAGCCGCGAAAUCAGGCUCCGUGGUUCUGGGAAAGCUCGUCCAUGGCCACAUGAUCAAGUCAUCCAUCAACCCCUGCCUGCAUUUGCUCAACAAUCUUCUGAAUAUGUAUUGCAAGUGCCGAGAGUUGGGUUUUGCACGUCAACUGUUCGACCAAAUGCCUGAACAGAACAUCAUCUCUUUUAAUUCUUUGAUUUCUGGGUACAGCCAGAUGGGAGAUCAUGAAAAGGCCAUGGAUUUGUUUCUUGAAGCUAGGGAUUAUAAUUUAAAGCUUGAUAAGUUCACCUAUGCUGGUGCAUUGGGCUUUUGUGGAGAAAGGUGUGAUCUUGGAUUAGGCAAAUUGUUGCACGGGUUGGUUAUGGUAAACGGUCUGGCUGAGAAUGUUUUUGUCGUCAAUGUGUUGAUCAACAUGUAUUGCAAGUGUGGAAAGGUUGACCAAGCAAUGUCCUUAUUCGAUCGGUCCGAUGAAAAGGACCAGGCUUCGUGGAAUUCUUUGAUUUCCGGUUAUGUUCGGGUUGGUGCAGCGGAAGAAACGCUUAAUAUGCUGGUUAAAAUGCAUAGAGGCGGCAUAAAGUUGACCACUUAUGCUCUUGGAAGUGUGCUAAAGGCUUGUUGCAUAAACCUGAACGAAGGGUUGAUGGAAAAUGGUAUGGCAAUUCACUGUUACGCUGCAAAAUUAGGAAUGGAGUUUGAUAUAGUUGUCGGUACUGCGUUGCUUGACAUGUAUGCAAAAAAUGGAAGUUUGAAAGAAUCGAUAAAGCUUUUUAGUUUGAUGCCUGGAAAGAAUGUGGUUACGUAUAACGCUAUGAUCUCUGGGUUUCUCCAAAUGGAUGACAUAACCGAUGAAGCUUCUAGUGAAGCCUUUAAGCUCUUCAUGGAUAUGCAAAGACAUGGAUUGAAACUCUCGCCAUCGACAUUUUCAGCUGUGCUCAAAGCUUGUUGUGCCGCUAAAACCUUAGAAUGUGGAAAGCAGAUCCACGCCCUCAUAUGUAAGAACAAUUUUCAGUCUGAUGAGUUCAUUGGAAGCGGUUUAAUUGAGCUGUACGCGAUAAUGGGUUCAUCUGAAGACGGGAUGCGAUGCUUUGAUUCAACAUCAAAGCAAGAUAUCGCUUCAUGGACAUCGAUGAUUGAUUGCCAUGUCCAAAACGAGCAGCUUGAAAGCGCGUUUGAUCUAUUCCGACAACUUUUCUCAUCCCGUAUAAGACCGGAAGAGUAUACAGUUUCACUUAUGAUGAGUGCUUGUGCUGAUUUUGCUGCAUCAAGCUCAGGAGAGCAGAUUCAAGGCUAUGCCAUAAAGAGUGGAAUCGAUGCAUUCACCAGCGUUAAGACCUCAAGCAUCUCUAUGUACGCAAAAUCAGGUAACAUGGCGCUUGCGAGUAAAAUAUUUACCGAGGUCGAAAAUCCAGACAUUGCAACAUACUCAGCUAUGAUCUCAAGUCUUGCGCAACACGGAUUUGCUAGCGAUGCCUUAAACAUCUUUGAGUCGAUGAAAACGCACGGGUUUAAACCGAACCAGCAGACGUUUCUCAGCAUCCUAAUAGCUUGUUGCCACGGAGGAUUAGUCACACAAGGACUCACCUAUUUCCAAAGCAUGAAGAACGAUUACGGGAUUCACCCUAACGAGAAACAUAUCACUUGCCUCGUCGAUCUCUUAGGUCGCACAGGGAGAUUAUCAGAUGCUGAGGAACUGAUCUUGAGCUCUGGGUUUCAAGACCAUCCAGUGAUGUGGAGAGCAUUGCUGAGCUCUUGCAGGGUUUACAAGGACGGUGUAAUUGGCAGACGCGUUGCAGAGAGAUUGAUGGAUAUCGACCCCGAGGCCUCUGGCUCGUACGUAUUGUUACACAACAUUUACAACGAAUCUGGAGUCAAUUCUUUUGCUGAGGAGGUUAGAGAGCUGAUGAGAGACCGUGGGAUUAAGAAAGAACCGGCCUUUAGCUGGAUUGUGAUCGGUAAACAAACUCAUUCUUUCACGGUCGCUGAUUCGUCUCAUUCGUCGACCCAGAUGAUCUACGCGAUGCUGCAGCAGCAGUUAGAUACCAUGAACACUGUAGAUUUUGAAGACGAGACUCUUGUUUAUGCUUGUUCUGUUACAUGAAAAUUUAUGCCAA